Molecule: messenger RNA, 3339 nt
Organism: Fusarium coffeatum
Lineage: Eukaryota; Fungi; Ascomycota; Sordariomycetes; Hypocreales; Nectriaceae
Exons: 6
Coding region: 1-3339 (1112 amino acids)
Biological process (GO): lipid metabolic process
Source: RefSeq, a predicted model, not a curated record
AUGAAUAUCCUCCACGAAUUCGACACCGACGUAUUCGGACUAGUGCGCGGCUACGAAGGUACUCGGUUCGUUGAGAACUUGGCACUGGAGCGUGUUACAAAGGACGUGGACUACUUCGAACUCUCAACAGGCACAAAGUUCGACCCUUGGAGUAAUCCAUCUCCAUCUCUCAUCUUCGUCGUCGAAGGCCAAGUCACGGUUACGAUACCGGAUAGCAUCUCAUCAUCCCCAAGCUACGCUUCCCUACAAUCGAAAGGCCAAGCUGUUUCCAAGACUCUCAAGCGAGGCGCGUGUCUGAACCCAACAUCGCACAUACUCGCCAUCCUCUCACGCGGGGAAGGCAACGAUGAGCCAAUACUGCCCAGGUUUGGAGAAGCAAGAGUGCUGUACGAGGCCGCCACAGACUUGAAGCUCUGCCGAGUCAAUCUCGGCCAGUCGGGAAGCAUCUCCGAAGAUGUACGCUCUCCUAUAAUACAAGGGCUCUUGCAGAAGCUAUUUCUCGUCACGCUUCCUGUUUCCGAAACACAUUUUGGCCUACGAGACCAAGUACUCGACUGCGAAUCGAAGAUGGCCUCUCUCCACAGCACUUCAGCUUACGAAAAUCCCUUCAACGAUUCUGUACCCUCGAAAACUUAUUACGACGACAAAAUUCCAGAGUCACCCGCUAGUUCAUCACGCGGUGGAACCCCAGAUCCGUACGACGAUAAGCCCGCCAGACGCCGUGCACCCUCAAAUCUAUCUACUGCUUCUACCUCAAGACCACAAUCGAUGUUGGGGUCCGAUCUGUACAAGGAAGCUCAGCUCCCUCUCGUCAAGAGCCGAAGCAACCCGAACCUCAAGUUGAUGAUCAAUACUGAGAAGGUACAAAAUUCAGCAGCUGAUGACAGUAAACUUGGAGUUUUCAAAUCACAGUCUAUUCUUUCUAAGACUGAACGCAAACGCCAAAGCAUCCCACACUUUGAAGGAAAGAGACCCGAUAACAAACGCAUACGAGCACAAACCGCAGGACGAAUGCUCAACAUGCUGAUGCAUCCGAAAGGCUUCAACGUCAGAAAUAGCAUCUACGUAGAUGGAGCGAUCAUGGACGAAAUUGAAUCCAGUAUUGAGGUCUUGUCAUUUGGACAAGGAGAAUACAUCGCACACAGAGGAGAACGAUAUCCUGGCGUUUGCCUCGUGAUAGAUGGUGCAAUAGAGGCCUGUACCGGGGAUGAGAUGAGGGCGACCUCUGCAAGGCAGAUGCUCCCGUUCAAGAUUGGACCAGGUGAUAUAAUUGGACACAGCAGCUUGGUCCAUAAUAACAAGUCUCAAUUUGACUUCAGGGCCAUACAAAAGACAACAGUCGGCCUCAUACCGAGGCCGUUCCUUCGGAGGUUGACGGACUUAUGCCCUCAGAUUCUGGUGGUAUUGGUCGCCAAGAUGUAUGAUUGUCUGCCUCCUUUGAUCUCUCUAAUUGACUUUGCUCUGGAUUGGUCGACCGUCAAAGCGGGAGGAGAAGUAUAUAAGAAGGGGGAGAACAGUGAUUCUAUUUGCUUCGUGGUAAGAGGCCGUGUCCGGAUCACUGAAAAGGGACCAAGCGAUAUGGAUGCCCAUAUCAAGGAAUACGGCCCAGGAAAUCCCUUCGGAGUCCUCGAGUUCCACACAAACCGUCCCAGGUCAUGUACAGCUCACGCAAUCCGGAAAUCAGAGAUUGCGAAGUUACAGAAAGCAUCUUACCAAAAGCUUGUGAACUACGCUCCAGAACUGGGAUCUCGACUCUGGGGAAGCAUCGCUCAAGCACCACAAGAUCAUCAACAGAGCGUACAAGGGUUAGAUUCCACUCGGCUUCGGACUAUUGCCGUGUUCCCGCUUUCGCUCGAAGUCCCAGCUGCCAAAUGUGCAACGCUCCUGUCUUCUGCUCUGGCCAGACUCGGCAUUUACGAGAAGGACACUGUAUCGUUGGUAGAGUCGCAUAGUGUGAUCAGCGCGGUCGGAAGUACUGUCUUCACUGAUGCUGGUAACAAACAUCUUGAGGACUACGUGGGGCACGUUGAACAAAACUCAGAUCUCACUAUCUUGAUUGGAGAGCAUUCGGUUGACUCGACCUGGAACGAUAUCUGUAUCGCGACGGCUGAUCUGAUUAUUCUCAUGGCCAUGGACGAUUGCGACCCGCGAAUCACUCCGGUUGAGCUAAAGCUUGAGAGACACGGGACGAUGGCUCAGAAAAUAUUGGUUCUCGUUGAUGACGGUGAAGACGACUUUUGUCCGCAAGCAAUCACAAGACCAUAUAUUCAGGAACGGCCAUGGCUGUCUGAAGCCACUUCCCACAUCGAAAGAACCCGCCUCACCAGUGUUGACUCUUGUCGAGACUUUGAGCGCUUGGCCCGUCGUAUUACGGGACGCUCAAUCGCUGUCGUGUUCGGCGGAGGCGGCGCACGCGGUUUCGCUCAUUUGGGCACACUUCAAGCGCUUGAGGAAGAAGGUAUACCGUUUGACAUAGUCGGCGGCACGUCGAUGGGCGCGUUUGUCGGCGCGCUAUACGCAAGCCACAUGUCGAUUGAUCGAACCGUUGAGGCAGCCAAGGCUUUUAGUAAAGUUUCACGCUGGUACCGUUAUCUCUUCGAUUUUACUAUGCCCAUAUUGGCAUGGACGUCAGGCUCAUCAUUUACGAACCACGUGUCUUCGGCUAUGGACCAGGAUCUGGAUUCGAGUGAUCUGCGACUAGCGUUUUAUUGCAACGCUACGAAUAUGAGUCAAGGUGGUCAAAGUUUGACGAUGUACCCUCAGGCACGUUCCCUUUGGCAAAUGGUCCGAGCAUCAAUGAGUAUCCCGCCGAUCUUCCCGCCGUUUGCUGUUGAGGGAGAAGGCGAUAUUCUUGUUGAUGGUUGCUUUUCAGCAAACGUUCCUGUAUUUCCGGCACUGUCAAUGGGGGCCGAGAUUGUCCUGGCCUUUGAUGUGUCGAACAUGGGCGGUGCACCACCACCUCAGACGUUAGGUCAAUCAGUGUCCGGAUGGUAUAACCUUACUCAAAUGAUAUUUCCGUGCGCAAGUUCGCGUAAGCCGCAUAAGAGCUCACCUUAUAGUGCUGUCGGGACCGAUGGCAAUGUCUGGGGGUCGCUACAGUUAUUGGAACUCAUUACCUUCUCAACAAACACCAACGAGAUCAAAGCUAUCCAGAAUACACCACAAUGUCUGUACAUGUUGCAUGAUUUGGAUAAGAUUGGAACAUUUGACAUGGAGAAAUUUGACAGUAUAAGAGAGAUGGGAUAUGAAGGUGCAAAGAAAUGGUUACGGGAGGUGAAGACUUCGGGAAAGUUGGAUCAUCUGGCACUGCCCCGAGGUAUCAAGGAUGGAGAUAGAUAA